GUGAUAUUGGUGGUGAUGACUCAGACUUAGAAGAGCCCACGUUACCAGAAUAUGACCCAGAGGACGACAGUGAUUCUGAUGAAGAACUUGAAGAUGCACCAAUUGAAACUGGGGAAUAUUUUACUGCCAGAGAUGGUAAUGUUUGGUCUUCGAUACAACCACAACCUGUAAGAUUCCGUACGCACAACAUUCUAAGAAGUGCACAAUCUGGACCAAUCGGGCAACGCAAGGCAAGGCAAUUCUUUGAUGAUGACAAUGCAAAACAUCCAACAAGAGAACCGAGAUCAUGGAUUCCCAUAACAGAAAGUGAAUUUGAUGCAUAUUUGGGCGUACUUUUGCUAAGUGGCGUUACACAUUCUGGUUACGUGCAUACGAAAGAUUUGUGGAAUACUAAAUCACAUCCAUUAUAUCGUGCUGCAAUGAGUGUACGACGAUUUUGGGAAAUUAGCCGCUUCAUUCGUUUCGAUAAUGGAAACACAUGCCAGCAACGCAAACAAACUGACAAAGCAGCAGCAAUAUCGGACGUUUUUUUGAUGCUAAAUAGCUGUCUUCGUAGAUAUUACGUGGCAGGAUCCAACGUCACCGUAGAUGAACAAUUGUAUGCUUAUCGUGGUGGAACUGGCUUCACGCAAUACAUACCAUCAAAACCUGCCAAAUAUGGGAUAAAAGUGUGGUGGGUGUGCGACUCCAUUUCGUCCUAUCCAUUGCAGGGACAAAUCUAUACAGGAAUGGCACCGUCUGGUGAACGUGAAAGAAACGUUGGUGAAAGAAUAGUCAAAGAUUUAUGUAUCAACCUUUUUGAUGGAAGUGGAAGAAAUAUUGUAUGUGACAACUUUUUCACUAGCUACAACUUGGCAAAAUCUUUGAUGAUAGACAAUAAUUUAUCUAUAUUGGGUACUUGCAACAAAAGGCGUACAUUCGUGCCAGCAGCAUUUGCCAACCCCAAGGGACGUGAGGCUGAAUCGUCAAUGUUUGGGUUCUAUAAUCACGUUACGAUGUGCUCGUACGUGCCCAAGAAAAACAAGGCAGUUGUAUUAUUGUCCACUUCUCAUUAUACAACAGAAACGUCCGGUCCUAAGAAGAAGCCAUUGCUUAUAUUGGACUACAACAAAACCAAAGGUGGAGUUGAUAGCAUGGACAUGUGCUUGUCCGAAUAUA
Messenger RNA from Bactrocera tryoni, 1158 nucleotides. Its product is annotated as piggyBac transposable element-derived protein 4-like. Lineage: Eukaryota; Metazoa; Arthropoda; Insecta; Diptera; Tephritidae. The annotation marks the transcript as partial. The record is from RefSeq and is a predicted model, not a curated record. The transcript is spliced from 3 exons.